This is a messenger RNA of Adelges cooleyi (spruce gall adelgid), 2477 nucleotides long. Its product is annotated as serine/arginine repetitive matrix protein 1. The record is from RefSeq and is a predicted model, not a curated record. The transcript is spliced from 10 exons. NCBI's taxonomy places the organism in Eukaryota, Metazoa, Arthropoda, Insecta, Hemiptera, Adelgidae. Bases 255 to 2030 code for a protein of 591 amino acids.
UUUAUUACAGUAGCGUUUACAUUACCACUCAUGUAGUUUUAAUUCUCAAAAUUUGUAAAAUUAUUUUAACCUACAAUAAACAGCAGCAAAGGACUCAAAAAUAUUUAACCUAAAUCACGUAUAAUAUUCUAUUUUACAACCGUGUAUGUGUUACCUGUUGGAUCGUAUCCAAACCGUAAGAUAUACGAAGGAUAUUCGAACGGACAACCCCAAACCCACAAGUUGUAGACAAACGACGGAAAGGAUACAGAAAAAUGUAUAGUCGACAAAAUCAAGGCGAAGCAAGACUAGAAUCUUUACUGGAUGAUUUGCAAUCAACUCUACCUCGUAACAAAAACAAUGGAAUCGUUGGCAAUACAUCUUCGACGGGCUACAAAGAAGUGUCAAAGAGCACGUCUAGAACUGUAGGCAAUGGUCGUACAGAAACUGACAAGGAAUAUGAAAUCCAAUAUCUAAAUCCUUCCAAUAAAUGCACAGUGCUCAACGAACGGCUUCCAGACCUCCAAUCAGUAGAUUUACUGAGGCAGGCUAACGCGGCCGGAGGGAAGAACGCUGGUUACGAAACGGUGUCGUCGUACGAAUAUAAAAAAUCUACAGAGACUAAAGGUUCAAUGCCCAAACACGAAAUAAACGGUGGUAUAAACUUGAAGCACAACAUAUCUGAGUUGGACUCUUUGCUAGACGAUUUAAAUCAUUCACAGAGAACGGGAUUUUCAAACAAAGGCGUGCCCAGACAUGAAAUUUCGACCAAUGAGUCGACCAUCGAACCUUUGAUGAGCAGUACGCCCUACAAACAGUACAGUAGUAAACACGAAGAGCACAGGUACGGCAGUGUGAACAAGGUUCCGGUCACCAACGAAGUUAUUUCUACCUACGAGAGUUCAACAUCUAACGGCCAACCAUUAGGUAUAGACAUUACCGAUGCUCCUCGAAGUUACUCUCAAUUGCUGCAGAAUCAGGGACCGGGUACAUACCAAACUUCCAUGUACGCCAAAGAGACAACAAAAAAGGUCAUCCCCGGCACCACGACGUAUUCCACAUAUCAACCGUACAAUCCACCAACUAUUGAACCGGCCCAGUCUAAGGUGUACAAUUACUCGGAAGAGUACCGUUCUGAGAGCCAAAACCGCUCGUUCAGGGAUGUCCCACGAUCUCCCGGUACGCAAAGAGCGGGCUCUCCACGUUCGCCAUCGCCUCACCGUUCCCCAUCACCGGUGACUUUUGCCCAGCCCCCCGAGCCCAAAAGCUAUUCCAGUGUAAACAAAUACACUUCCAAGACCGUGUCACCGAUUCCUGUGCAAAAGUUUAGCCCAUCCGAUCCGAGCAGGACCAACGAAGAGGUCACUUGGGUCGCUCAUGCCACGCCCCCUGUAACCCGUCGUUUCCCCGUGAGUGUGGAUAACACAAUUAAUACGCCGCCAGCCGGUCAGCAGACUGUUUAUUCAUACAAGUAUUCUAGCGAGACCAGACAGAACACUAAGUACGGUACGCCCAACGGAUACACGGCUCCUGUUCACCAAGAACAAUUACCGUUGAGACAGUCGCCGUUCCCCAGGGAGGAGAUAGACUCCCCUCCGGAACAGCAGAAGCCUCCUAGGAAAUUGGACGACCUAAUGGCAUCGUUUGGAGACAAAAGUGAUUACUAUCGUAGCGAGCGAGAGUACCAAUCUAAUCAAACAAAGUCCAGGGAUAAUGACCGAGGUAGGACCACUGAAUACACCGUUCCGAUAAAUAGGUCGGAACCCGACGCUGCUCCCAAAGCUCCAGAGUUAAAAGAAGUCAAGGAAACCGAAGUCACUUCAUCGGUGGCAGGACCUGCUGUUUAUUACCCACCAGGAUCGACGACAUUUGUAAAGAAGGAAGAACAAAUGCAACAGGGACAAUUGGGUCGUGCGCAGAUGAAGGCCAAAGGCAAAGGGAUGUAUAAAUAUAAAAGUAAAAGUAAAGGCAAGGAAAAACACAGCUCUGGAGCUACUAUGGUUCCAUGUUGCUUACCUAUGUGCUGUGCUAUGCCGUGUGUUAUUAUGUAAACAAAUGACACUGUAAUAUAACUGUUAAUUUUAUUGCCAUACAAAUUAACAAGAAGGGAGGAUUUUAAUGUUUCGCAUUAAUUUUUGAUAGGCUAUUGUAUAAAAUAUAAAAGAAACGUUUUCUUUUUUAAUAUCAAAAUCCCACUUUUUAUUUUCAAAAAGUUUUAAAGUGAAUAUAUAAAACUAAGUAAUAAUAAUUAAUUAAAAACAAAAAAAAGUAUACUUUAAAUUAUUAAAAAUAUUGUUUAUACUAACCCUGUUAUUAUUUGUUAUUGUGUAAUUUUUAAUAUAUUUUCAUUUUUAAAAAAAAUUAGAAUUACCUAUUAUUGACUAGAUAUUCCUACUAUAGCUACACACAAAUAUUAUAACAACUAAAUAUAAAAUCAAAUCAUUAUUAUUAAAAAGGUAUGAUAAUAAUGUAAAUUAAGUUUGAAUUUGAAAAUAUUA